AUGGGCAGAAAAUGCUCACAUUGUGGAAACAUAGGUCAUAAUUCCAGGACCUGCUCAUCCUUCAGAGCAACUUUUGUAGGAGUUCGUCUAUUUGGGGUUCAACUAGACAUAUCAAGCUCUUCUGCUCUCACCAUGAAGAAAAGCUUCAGCAUGGAUUCCUUGCCCUUAUUAUCUUCUCCAUCUUCCUCCUUUUCUUCCUCAAGAAUCUCCGUUGACGACCAUUCUGAUAAAACCUCUAUUGGAUAUCGAUCAGAUUCAGAUGGCUUCAUUGUUCGAGCACAAGAUAGGAAGAAAGGAGUGCCAUGGACAGAAGAAGAGCACCGAACAUUUCUUGUUGGACUUGAGAAGCUGGGGAAAGGUGAUUGGAGGGGUAUCUCCAGAAACUAUGUGACUACAAGAACCCCAACACAAGUUGCUAGCCAUGCCCAGAAGUACUUUAUUCGGCUUGCAACCUUGAAUAAGAAAAAGAGACGUUCAAGUCUUUUUGACUUGGUUGGUAGCGGCGGCUCUAACUGCAAGCAAGGUGUUUUGAUUUGUCCUAUUAAAUCCCAAUGUGAAAUUGAGAACGAUGUCACCUUGUCACUUCUUCAAUUACAAGAAACCAAGUCAGAUGAGCAGAAAGAUAGUGAUACUUGUGGUCAAGCUCAACCUGGUGCAGAUCAUGAAGCUGCUAUGGGGCUUCAUCCUCAGAUGAAAUCUUCAAAUAGUAAUAUUGCAGCAGUUCCUGAUCUGGAACUCACUCUUUCAGUCUCCAAGGGCAAGGCUAAGACCAUGGAACAAACUAAAUCAACCCCGGGUUCUUUCUUUCUUGGUCCAAUUAGCGUGACUUAA
This is a messenger RNA of Sphenostylis stenocarpa, 831 nucleotides long. The record is from the annotation of a GenBank genome assembly. NCBI's taxonomy places the organism in Eukaryota, Viridiplantae, Streptophyta, Magnoliopsida, Fabales, Fabaceae.